ACCGCGAAAGCAAGCAGCAGCUCGGCAGCAGUAAAGUGAUUGUUUUUUGUAAUAUUUCAAGCGGAAUCGUAAGUACAGCAUUACUAAUUAUUAGUUCGGUUCUAAUUGCAACUAAAUUGCAACAGAAAAUGCCGUUCGCCCUCGUGGAGACAACAAACGCACGGGGCUUCAACGAGUUGUCGGCAGUUCCGACAUCAUGGCUGCGGGGAUCAAAAAGCGGAAAUAUUUUGCUGUGGCCAAACGUGAAGAGCGUUGCAGAACAGGAGAAAAUGCUCCGCGAUGAAACCAGCUGUCCAAAAAAGUCCUGGCUGAAGUACAAAUGUAAAGUCAAGCGAAAUCCCAUUUCAACUUUUGCUGCAGCAAAACGCAUGCUGGAAGAGCUGUCCGGAGAAUCGUCAUCCGACGCUGGUCAUCUAGUUCGGCGUAAACAAAAACACGAUAAGCGAGAAACGGAAAACUUCCAAAGCAUGCUUGUUUUGGAUAACUCAAAUCGCUCACCAGAAGCACAGCUGAAUCCAAUUGUAAUUGAGGUAAGAGGAGGGGUUCAGGAUGAAAUCCAUCAGGAAUCACUCUUACAGUCGCCAUCCGAGGACGCUGCUCAGCAUGAAAUACUUCCUCAAGCUCUGACAAACGACAGACUGGAAAGACUGGAGAAGCGAGCAGCGGGUAUCGGUACCCAAAACGAUUUCAUCUUGGACACAGUCCGAAGCAUCAAUUCCGGUAAAAGGGACAUCGAGCUGGCAUCUUCGUUUAGUUUCAAGCCUAUCAAGGACGAACAGGAGUUAGCUGAACUGGAAAAGAAGCUGGAGGACAACGAAUUCAAACUGAAAAUGAUCAAUUGGCUACGACUGAACGCUACCGGGGAUUGCGCUGAUAAUCGAAUGCUAGGUGCACUCGAUUUUCUGCUCAGCAGGGAGUUCCAGACCAAAUGCACCUGGACUGGAGCCAGUAGGAAAGGACCGAAAACAGCUAUCAUGCCGAACCGCAAUGUGUUGCAAUUGUUCGUUGAAGUUGGAAGCAACGAGUCCGAGACAGUUACCCAACAGAAACUGGCAAGCUUUUUCAAAAGAAAACUCAAGAACUCGCUCAAACGGCUGCUUACAACUGGCAUGCGCCGAGGAACCAGGCAUGUAAGAAGACGUAGACAACCAGCACAAGCUACUGAGCAGGAGGUAAAAUUUGAACCAGAUGGAGAGCAUAACGAAAAACGUGGCGAUCGCAGUGACCAAGACUCUGACAGCAACGCUAGUUCUGUCAUCAAUUCAUCGGACGCCUUGGAUGCAGUGGAUGUUGAGUCCGACUCAAGUGGCCCUAAUCCCAAUGACUCUAGCGAAUAGUGAACUGGAUUGCACCUGCCAUGAGCUAUAUAUGAAUAACUAUUCUCAGCUUUCAGAACUUAUCUUACCUUAUUGUCAUUUGAUGAUUAU
This is a messenger RNA of Aedes albopictus (Asian tiger mosquito), 1427 nucleotides long. RefSeq lists its product as uncharacterized. NCBI's taxonomy places the organism in Eukaryota, Metazoa, Arthropoda, Insecta, Diptera, Culicidae. The transcript is spliced from 2 exons. The record is from RefSeq and is a predicted model, not a curated record. The coding region runs from base 129 to 1337 and encodes 402 amino acids.